Hydatigera taeniaeformis is the source of this 1650-nucleotide messenger RNA. Lineage: Eukaryota; Metazoa; Platyhelminthes; Cestoda; Cyclophyllidea; Taeniidae. The record is from the annotation of a GenBank genome assembly.
AUGAAGGAGACCUUCACACAGGAGGGUCUCGAUUUGGAUCUGUUGGAACAGCUGCGUAAGCUGUGGUCCUCCAAGCUGGCUGAAACUCACGUGGCUGAUCCAGAGCCCGUCGCUCAACCGGCAGUCCAUUAUGCGCAGCGCCUGCAAGCUACACAGUUUCAACAGACGUGUGUGGGUCAGCAGGGAAUGCCAAUUCCCAUUUCGAGGCUGCCCAUCCAGCCGAACUCGUUGACGGGGGUGGGUGGGGGCAGUGGUGGUGGCGGUGGGAUACGUACGCUCGCGCCGAUUGCGCGACCAAAUGCGCCCCUAACAAUGUCAGCGGCGACACCGGCAACGGGUUUGGUGUUGCGUUCCGCCGUCGGUGCGUCCGUGCAGGCGCCUGGCACCACGACGAGUAGACCACCGAUCGUUCUCGCGGCGGCGCUGAAUCCACAGGCGGCAGGAGUGCAGCCACGCCUUGCCAAUCCGCUCGCUGGCAUCGCUAUCCGCGCACCCCUGCAGGCCUCUGGACCUGGUCAGCCUGGUACAGCCACCACUGCCACCAUCAUCGGACAACCGGCAAUGGCCAGUGUCAAUGGAGUUCCAGCCAUUCCCGGUCAGAAUGUGCAGAUUCUGCAGGUGGGUCAGCAGACCUUCAUGGUGCCUGUGCAGUUCCGACAGCCACUGGGCUCGGCACCUACAACAACGCAGCAAUUGCAAGACGCUGCUGGCACCACCACUGCAACUACUAUCCUCGCGACAGCAGCGGCAGCAGCAGCACCACCACAGCAAGCUCAACAGCAGUCCUUCAAUAGGACACAAGUGGAUGGUGUGGACGACAGCGACUUUGAUGAUGACGACGAGGAUGUGGAGGUGGUAGAGCCGUACUCGGUGGAUACGCCGUCGUUGCGAGCGCCCAUGAGUGUAGCCACUCCUCACUCAGUGUUUAGUCGCACACCGAGCAGUGCAAUACAAACAGCAGGUGGUGGUGGUGGUGGCAGUGGCAGUAGUGGUGUAGGAGGAGGCGGUGGCAGUAGUGGUGUAGGAGGGGGCGGUGGCAGUAGUGGUGGUGGUGGUGGAGCUGCAACAACAGCUACUCCUGGUGGUGGCGAUGGCGAGGAAGACAGUGAUGAUGACGAUGCGGACAUGGUGGUGGCGACUCCUGGUGUGGCAGGUUCGAUGCUGACUCCAAAUCCCGCCUCUGUGGCUACCGUUGCCUCAACGACCCCUGCUACACCACAUACCUUGUCUACGGGCAUAAAGGCUCCUGCAGCUUCUACUACUGUUGCUGCAAAUUCUAAAUCAAGCACAAAACGCGCCUACGAUACUGCAGGCACUGGUAUUGUUGCUGGUGGUGGUAGUGGGGAUGGUGAUGGUGGCGUGCAGCCUCGGAAUCGUGUGGCCAAACGACCUCGUAGUUCUGUGCGUGGUGGUAAGGAGUUUCGCGAGUACGAUGAUCUGGAAGAUGAACUCGCGGACGAUGAGGAGGAGGAUGAGGAAGAGGAUGUAGAGGAGGAUGAUGAUGAGGAGGAGUUUGGUUCGGUGGCUACCAUGACGCCAGCAGGUCAACGGUUGGAGAUGUUGGCGGCGGCAGCAGCAGCAUCAGCAGAGGAGGCUGCAUUGGUCGGACGUUCAGCAUCCAGGCGAAAACAGAGGAUGCCGACGGCAGUG